Anopheles bellator is the source of this 8695-nucleotide messenger RNA. Its product is annotated as neurobeachin-like protein 1. The record is from RefSeq and is a predicted model, not a curated record. The transcript is spliced from 19 exons. Gene Ontology annotation, molecular function: protein binding. The coding region runs from base 1 to 8346 and encodes 2781 amino acids. Lineage: Eukaryota; Metazoa; Arthropoda; Insecta; Diptera; Culicidae.
AUGGAUUCUCGAAAGGAUAUCUACAACCUGUGGGUGCAGUAUACGACAAAAAACGAAGAAACCUACUUCCGACAGUUCAUAGCAGGCUUCGUGAGCAUUUGGCACACUCAGCUACGGCUCGACUUUGAAAAUGCACCCCGUUGGGAUGAGGUGGCGCCGGAUUUGGGCCCCCACUUGAGUCGCCUGCCGGACGAGCUACUACCAGCGAUCGAGAAGUUCCUAAUAAUCGCUCGCGAUUGUUGUGAAAAUGCUGCGACAGAUAAAAGCAUCGAUAACGAGGGCAUGAAGGAAAAUGUGUUGCUCGUGCAAUGCCUGACGGUGAUAUGUCGUCAUUUUGAAAAUAUCGAUUCGGUCAUCCGUUCAAGCUAUAUUUCCAGCUGCAUUGCGAUUUCGAAUUUCAUCAUCAACAGGGUAAGUCUUACCGAAAACCGGUCAACGGAUGAGUUCACCGACGAACUGUUUGUGAAAAGUGUGUCGCAACUUUUGGAAGUUCUGUACGAUCCGUAUCUGACAUGGAGAAGUUAUCUGCGCGGGCAUCACGCCGACUACUCGUGCCUCGGCUACAAGAUAGCUCCGAUGCAUCCAGAAAUUGUGCCAUUCAUAUACGAUUGCUUCCAGAGCGGUAAAUCUACUAAGAACAAGAAGAUUGCUAAAGAUUUAGUCCAUAUUCUCGGGGCAGUCAUUGCAGGAUCUCAGGCAGCUUUAGUUAAUGUACCGCUGCCCAGUGUCAAUUCGUACUCUUUAAAUAAUCCGGAUGGUGAAGGAAAUAAACAAGCCGCGCACAAUGGACUGCGUGCCAUUAGUCCUGCCACAGUUACCAUUAUCAUUGAUGUUGUAUCAAAAUGGGAAAGUGAAGCUGAGCUACGGCGGUUGAUGCUUCACUGCUUCGCUCUCAUGGCAGUAAUUCUACAGAAAUCUAGUCCGGAACAGCGCCAAAUUGAUUUGUUAACCAUAUUCCAACUGUACAUAGGAUCCAUACGUGAACUGUUAACUACGGAGCACUUCCUAUCCAAGUCUUUGUCCACGGAAAGCUUCGAAGUGUCGCACGAGAAUGACAAUUACAUCGACGUUGGGGCACUGUGUGCGUCGAUCGCUACGAUUGAGGAAUUUGUUCCGGAACACGCUAAUAAGCUGAUUUUGUGCAAUGCAUUGUUCGAGGCAAAGUUUCUAUCAAACCUGGUACAAAUUCCCGAACAAACGAAGAAGUGGAUAAUGGAUCACCAAGUGAUAGGGACGGUGUUGGUGAAAACACUGCAGAAACUUUGUUAUCAUUCCGAAAAGAUGCAAUACAACCUUAUGCACACCAACAGUAUUAACGUACUGUUUGACGGACUGAAAGCUUACGGGAAACCGUCGAAGAGUCUAAUCAAUGAAUGUUUAGGCUUCGCCUUCGACGACGCCGACAGCCGGCAUGUGAAUGUGUCCGUCGUCACGAAACUGAUCGAAUGGAUGCCGUUUAUGGGAGAAAACGAGCAGGAUGUUCUUAGCGAGGUGCUACUGAAGAAGUGUUCUGGAACAAUGCAAAGCAAGCAGCACGUGUGUGGAGAAAAAACAAUUAAACGGAUAGUACACGUGUGCCUAUCGGAUGGGAAUCGGCUAUCGUCGAAGUGCACCAUUAAUCUGUUAAAACUCAUCGAAGAACUGGCCAAGUAUAGCAUCUUGCCGACGGAAGUUAACAGUCUAUUCAGACUGCUCCGCAGCGAGACCCAGUUCGAGCACCGUAAGCAGCUGCUGGAAACGAUUCUGAGGGUGACCCAGUUCCGCACCACACUGGGCGUUGCGCCGGACAAUUUUCUCGACAUUCAAACAAACACCAGCGGGAUCACCAUACCAGAGAUUCGCAAAUGGGACACCACGCACGGGUUCGUAUUUCACGCGUGGCUACGGUUGGACGAAGAGCCUUCCAUGGCACAAAACUAUCGCCGGCAGCUGUUCAGUUUGUCCACCACGUACGGCACGGGGUACGAAUUUUUCGUCCAAAAAAGUGGCAACUUUGUGGUGAGCGUUAUAACAAAGAAGGAGUUCUUUACCGCCACAGCACAAUCUCCGCAAUUGCUCGAUGGCCGUUGGCACUCGAUAACUGUGAGUGUCGUCCCGCCGAAGCGGCUCUUCUCUUACCAUCAGAUCAACGUGUACAUCGAUUCGAUGCAGAAGCUAGGCUCGACAAUGAAGUACGCCUCGUUUGCCGAGGCGUUUCACUACUGUUCGAUCGGUGCGCCGUAUAAUAAUUUCAGGAAAGUGUCUCACACGUCACAUCAGUCAAACUCUGCGCGAAUGAGCCCCGUGCCGGAUGCUUCGCCGAGCGGAGAAAGGGAAGAGAAAAGCAAAUCGAGCCUGUUCCCAAAUAUUAUCGAACGGGCAUUUUUCCCCGGACUGGUGUCGCAGGUGCCGAAUUAUUUCACCCUUCCGAGCAAGUCCACGACGUCGCUAGACCCGAGCGUUAAAUCGUACCCGAUCGGUAUGCAGGACUUGGUGUUCGGCGAAGCGGUAUGUUUGAAGGGACAGCUUGGUGCCGUUCUGCUGGCCGAUACGAACGUCAAUCUGAAGAGUUUGUUCGAGGUGGGACCGAACGUGGCCAACGUGCUAGCGUCUGACAUCAUCGAAUCGUUCGACAUGGCGUCAAAGUUUGUGUUCUGUUUUGCACCGAGCGCAUGCUACGAUGGCUUGUGCUUGGAUCUAGCUCCCGGAAACCAGUACAACGGUCAUCUGGUCGCAAACGUAGCCCAAACGCUUUCGAUACAGAACGCACUGACUGGGAUUGGUGGGAUGGUGGCCCUGCUUCCGAUCCUGGACCACAUCACGCAGCUUCCUGCAUCGGAAAUACCGGCCGCGAACGAGCUUAUAUCGCUCAGCCCCGUAGAAUCGCCACUGAAGGAGGAACGCUUUGGCGAUUGGGAGAUGCUGCAGCUCAAUUCGCUGACCGAAGCGAAGAUAAUACAAAACCCGAUUGCAUGCUUUCUGUGUUUGGUGCGAAAUUUUAUCAACGGAAACGACGCGAAUAAGGAGAGUAUGCUGAAGAACGAUGUCAUUGCCAUCACGAGCGCGCUGUUGCAAAAGUGCCACGAAUUGCUGUUUGACGUGAACGUGCUGAUGGCGGUGCAGCUGCUAAUUGAAUCGAUACAGAAUGAAAUGCCGUCCGGAAACAUGGAGCUCCUGCACGUGCUACACCGCGAUUUGGUGUUCAAUUUUCGCAUUUGGUCCAAGGCCCAGUUUCAGAUCGUCAUCGGACACAUACAGUACAUUAGCACGAUCAUCAAGGACGAUCGGAAGUACUUUCGCCGCAAUUUCGGUAUUCAGUAUUUGCUGGACGUGAUACAUGAGCACUUCACGAACAACACGAGCCUCACGCCACAGGACGCGAAGAUGGUGCGCGAGUCGCUGUUGCGAAUCAUCAAGUAUUAUAUACAGAAGGAGGUGAACAUCAAGGAGAUAUCAACGCUGCUUACAUUUCUGACCACGUUGAAACACGAAACUGCAGUCGGUGAGAUCAUCGACAUGCUGUUGCUGCUGAUCGAAGGAAAGCACGUGAAGGAUCAAAUCUUCCUGCUGAUGUACGAACCACAUAUGGCCGAGGCCAUGUACACACUGUUUAUUGACCGAUCGUUUGGAAGCGAAGUGCAUCUGAAACUUAUCAAAUUUAUCGGCGGCAUGCUGAACACCAAGCGCAUCUCUAGCAAACACAAGGCUGCGUUGCGGCUCUAUGAACCGUCCAUCGAAUGCCACAGCUUGUAUCCGGGACUUUUUUCGUUCAUGAUACCGUUCGUCCUGGAACCAAGCGUUAUGUUGGGUUUGCUGGAUCUUAACUUGGCAUCCGAUUCCGAGAUGGGUUACGCCGGUGCCCUGUGCUUGAUCUACCAUGCCAAUUUAUCCAGCCUGACCUUGAAACUCGAGAUCGCCCGGCGGCUGAUGACGAGCACCUUCACGAAACCGAAAGCGCCGCAAAUGAUUGCGAAACAAGUAGGCUGGCAAGAGUCCAUUGCAAGGUUGCUGAUCAAAAAGCCGGUGGAAAAUCGAACGGGUGGAGAGGUGGAAAAGGAGAAGGACAAUAUUUUGACCGACAUGGACGAGGUCGUAAAGCGGGAACGUGAAUCGACGGUGGUCAGCGCCAGUGGCGAUGAUUUGAUUGUGUUCGACGACGAAACACUCGAACUGCACGUACACGAUGCAAACAAACACCUCAACUCGUUUAUGUCCGAAGCAGCGACGGUGAUUGAGCACGAGAUCAAGGAGCUGGCGGACACGGUGCAAGAAGCGGUCGUUGACAAUAUAGCCUCUUCCAUUACAUCCGUAUACUCGGUGCUGCGACAGAAAACAUCGGACAUACAGGACACGAUCGGUUCGCUGUCGCUCAGCUUCGAAGACGGUGGUGCAGCGCGAAAGAAAAAAUCGUCCCUCAGCAGCAGUAGCGAAGAGAAUGGGUCUUUCGAUGAGUCCGGGUCGCUGGCCGGCACUGCUUCGAUGGGGAAAGAGGAUCUACAGUCGACCAAAAGCGUAGACGAACUGGACUGCAGUACGGGGAACAGUGCGGAAUCGCCGAGCGCAAAAUAUGACGAGAAUAAUGACGAAGAAAAUCUGGUGUGUCUUGUAUCAAACAGCCUUUUUACGAUUUUGUGGCGUGGUGUGGAAAACACGAACGACUCUUGGCAAGAACGUGGCCAGGUGAUGGCUUGUAUCAACCUGAUCGCGCUUAACAAUGAGCUCUACUGCUCGCACCUUAGCCUGCGGCUGCGCAUCCUGGAGAUGGGCGUUCAGGCGGCACUGAUCGAUCUGGCGGAAAAUGCACAGCUUGCACUGACCCAUCAGCAAAAUGCGGCACAGUUACUUCGCCUGGCGUACGACCUGGUGGUGCUGGAUCCGAACGAGGACAGUUCGAAAAAGUGUUCCGUGAAGCUUCUGGACGGUGUGCUCUCGUUGCUGGACAUACUGAUGGUGUUUCAGCAGAGCAGCAGUGACGAUUGGUCGGAAAUGUCGCACCUAUGCUUGGGACUGCUACUUAAGUGCUCGCACAACGUCAAUUCCGACAUUGUCGCCAUGGCAACAGCUAAACUACAUGCUCUGCUUCAGAACCGCAUCAAUCAAGAUCCGGCCGAAAUCGGGUACCUGAUGUACAGCCUCAACCAGGCCAUCUGUAAGGCGAUCGACGAGGACAACUCGGAGCAGUAUUCGUUCCUCAUUCCGGUCAUGAAGGCACUGCUGGAAAAAUCGCGCACGGUGCUGGGUCUGGCGACGCAUACGCCUGAUCUUCCGGCCACCUCAUCCGGGCCGAUCUUCUUCCAAGACUUCCAAGGGUACUGCACCAGUCGCCAGUGGACAGCGUUUAUCGAUAAAAAGAUUAAACCACUGUUCACCUCGUACCAGAAGGACCUGUCCAACACGCUGUGGGAGCCGCUCAACACCUUCUGGGCCGAAUGCUACGAAUCGUGUAAGCUGUCCUCGCAACGGCGGGCCAAGCUGCAGAUGGAAAGUCGGCGGAAGUUUCAGGAAAGAAUACUGGUACCCUGUCGAAUACGUCAAUCGGAGGAGAAUGCGCGCCUCAGCGUACAGCAGGCCCAGCGGAAGGCCAAAGAUGCCAACACCGAGCGCCGCUGGCUGACUCUGCAGCGGUUCCUGUACGGCCCGAAGGGUGCCUGGACCAAACUCACCAAAGAGGAGGAAUACUGGCGGCUGUCCCAUCACGAGAACGUGGCCCGGAUGCGCCUGAAGCUGGAACCGGACCUUUACCACGAUCCGCACACGGCGGCGGCCAACUUGCGGGACAACACCACGUCUACGGCCCACAGUCGGCGACUGUCGUCGGAACUUGGUUCCACGAUCGCUACGGCCGCCAUCGGGGAUGAAAGUGCCGACGAAGAGAUGCUGCUGCUUGAGGAGGAAAUGCGCAACAGUAUUGAACCGCAGGCUCCCGAAACGUCCGGCAAGGAGAAGGUGGUGAUCUCGCAGGAGUGCGAACUGAUCACGCUGAUGACGCGAGUGAAGGGACGCUUCGAUUUGACGACCAGCCAGCUGAUGUUCACCGAAAUCACUAGCAUGCGCGACGAUGGCCAGCGGCACGACUUCAAGUUCCCGAUCGGGCAGCUGCGUGAGCUGCACCUGCGCAAGUUCAACCUGCGGCGGAGUGCGCUGGAGAUGUUUUUGGUCGAUCAGACGAGCUACUUCCUGAACUUUACCACCCGGACACGGAAUAAGAUUUUCACCAAAAUCCUCAGUCUGCAGCCGCCGAGCAUACUGUACGGGUCGGGACGGUCACCGGCCGAGCUGCUGAAGUCGUCGGGAUUGACGCAGAAGUGGGCCAACCGGGAGAUCUCGAACUUUGAGUAUCUGAUGCACCUGAACACGAUAGCCGGGCGCUCGUACAACGAUCUGAGCCAGUACCCGGUGUUCCCGUGGAUCCUGGCCGACUACACGAGCGAGGUGCUGGAUCUGAACGAUCCGAAGUCGUUCCGCGACCUCACCAAACCGAUCGGUGUCGUGAACCCGAAGAACGAGACCGAGGUGCGGAGCAAGUACGACGGGUUCGAGGAUCCGUCCGGGAUGAUACCGAAGUUCCACUACGGCACGCACUACUCGAACUCGGCCGGCGUGCUCCACUAUCUGAUCCGCGUGGAACCAUUCACGUCGCUCCACAUCGAGCUGCAGAGCGGGCGCUUCGAUGUGGCCGACCGACAGUUUCACUCGAUCCCGCAAACCUGGAAGCUGCUGAUGGACAAUCCGAACGAUGUGAAGGAGCUGAUACCGGAGUUUUUCUACUUUCCCGAGUUUCUGAAAAACAUGAACCGCUUCGACCUGGGGGUGCUGCAGAUGACGCGGGAGCAGGUGGACGACGUGGUGCUGCCGGCCUGGGCGAAGACGGCCGAGGACUUCAUUGCAAUCCACCGGCGGGCGCUCGAGUCGGAGUACGUGUCGCAGCAUCUGCACCACUGGAUCGAUCUGAUCUUCGGCUACAAGCAGAAGGGCCCGAAAGCGGUCGAGUCACUGAACGUGUUCUACUACUGCUCGUACGAGGGCGCCGUCGAUCUGGACAAAAUCGCGAAUCCGAUCGAGCGCGAGGCCGUCGAGGGGAUGAUUAAUAACUUUGGCCAAACGCCAUCGCAGCUCUUGCGGGAGCCGCAUCCGCGACGCCUGUCGGUCGACGAGCUGUCCAUCAAGCUGUUGAAGCUCGAACUGAAGCGUCCCGAUCUGACGCUCAUCCUGGACCGGGUGCAGUACACCGGGUGCGAUCUGUCCACCGACAAGGACCCGGUCGUCUACCUCAGUAGCCCCAAGAGUCCGCCCCGGUCGUUCUUGCAAACAAGCCCCGAUAUGCUGAUCACGGUGACCAAGUCGGGCAUCCUCGGGUGUCACAGCUGGAUGUCAUUCGACAAGGAGCGGGGCUUUCUGCUCGAAAUCGAUGCCACCACGUUGAAUCUUAAGAAUCGAAAGAAACUAGUCGGACCCUUCCACCCAUCGAUUACGCUCAACUCGAAAUUGUUUGCCGUCAGCGUGGACGCAAAGUACAUCUACGCCGGGGGUAUCUGGGACAACUCGGUGCGUGUGUUUAACAUGGCCCGUGGAAAAGUGAUUGCUUCCGCCAUUAACCAUUUCGAUGUAGUAACGUGCGUGGCGAUGGAUAACUGUGGAUCUUACUUGGUGACCGGCUCGAGGGACUGCACGUGCGUCAUCUGGUCGCUGAGCAACACCAGCACGGUCGGUGCCGCAUCCGGCUCGAAUCUUCAGCCCAACACCGCGGCGCUGAAUCAGAAUCUGGCCGGAAACGUUGUGGGUAGCGCGAACGUUGUGCACCUCACCAACAACCUAACACCCAAACCGGUCCACACUCUGUACGGCCACGAAGAGGCUGUCUCGUGUGUCGCCAUCAUGACCGAGCUGGAUAUGGUUGUGUCCGGUUCUAUGGAUGGCACCGUGAACGUACACACGAUUAAAAAUGGACAAUUCGUCAGGACAAUAACGCCCCUCGGAUGCACGGGUUUAAAGAUAGAGAUUUCCUUCAUUGCCCUCUCGUAUCAGGGGCAUAUAGCGUUCUCGGCACUCGAUGAUACCUCACACUCGGUGCACGUGUUCAGUAUUAACGGUAUCAGUCUCGGUUCAAAGUAUGUGUCCGGUCGGGUGACCGGCCUGACAACGGCGUCCGAUUUUCUUGUGGUUUCUGACGAUGCCGGCGAUGUUACCAUGAGCCGACUCUACGGCCUUAAACCGAUCUUCGACAUUCCGCUGCACGUUCCAACACAAUCGGUCGUGGGUACGGCUGGCAACACGCAUUUGCUGGCACCACUACGCGACGGAAGUCUAGGUGUGAUCGGUAUCCAACAACCGAUCGCCUACAAAAAGCACAUCGUUCUGAGCGUGUAAUUUAUUAACCGACACUCGACGCCGAGCUGUAGGCUCCGGAAGCGCGGUAGUCUGCACUAUCGUUACUCGUGUGUUAGCUGGACGCAGUGCCAAUUUCAAAGUGCAAUGUUUUAGAAUGAUACGACAAACGUGUGUGGUACGUUGUAUUAGUAAUGUCCCGCUGUUAGUUGCUUGUCCAAGCCCGUUUUCCGUAACCCACCCUGUGCAAACGAUGGAGCAAUGAUGGAGCACCUUUAGACACCACUUUCUACACCCGUUCCCCAACGUGAGAAUUCGCCCAUUACCGAGCAUUGUUAUAGCUUACUGCAAAUCCUUAUCACUGUUGUUGGGUCACUAAACAAAGCCGAAA